AUGGCGCGGGCUGGAGCGCGGCGGACAGCGGCCGUGGGCUUAGCGUUGCGGCUGCUGCUAGGCCUCGGGCUGGGGCUGGAGGCCGCCCCGACCCCGGCCCGCAUCCCAAUUCCGACCCUGGCUGGGCCUUCGGCUCAAGCCUUAGACCCCAGCACAGGAUCAUGCUCGCCCACCAGCUUCCAGUGCCGCACCGUUGGCUACUGCGUGCCCUUCACCUGGCGCUGCGACAGUGAUCAAGACUGCCCUGAUGGCAGCGAUGAGGAUGAAUGCAGCAUCGAGCCGUGUGCCAAGGACGGGCGGUGUCCUCCACCCACUGGCUGUCCGGGUGGCCAGGGUAAGAGCCCUCACAACUGCAGCCCCCGGCCCUGCGCGGCGGGUGAGCUGCGUUGCCCGCUGAGCGGUGUUUGUAUCCCACGCACGUGGCGCUGUGACGGCCACCCGGACUGCCCUGAUGCUGAUGACGAGCAAGGCUGCGGGACAACCGAGACCCUCCAGGGAGGGAAUGUCACAUCCACGGCGACUCCUGUGACCAUGGAGAGUGUCCCCUAUGUCAGCAAUGCCGGGAACCAGGGAAACCAGGACUCGGGCCAGUCUGAAAACCAGAGUGCCCUAGGGGUCAUCGCAUCAGCUGCGGUGCUGAGUGCAGCCCUGGCCGCCGCUGCCCUCCUGGCACUGUGCCAGCUCAUAGGCCCGGGCCGCUUUUUCAAGGAGCCCCGGCUGCAGUCGGAGGACAAGGCCUUCCUGCUUUGA
Molecule: messenger RNA, 750 nt
Organism: Orycteropus afer afer
Lineage: Eukaryota; Metazoa; Chordata; Mammalia; Tubulidentata; Orycteropodidae
Source: RefSeq, a predicted model, not a curated record